GAGCCUUUUGAGUGCUAACAGUGCAUGUUAGUUUGCGCAGAAGAAGAUGAACUGGUGGGAAAUUUGACGCGAGUGUUUUUCUAUUAACCGAAAGAGCCCAAUAAACAAACAGCAAUCCUAUAUUUACUAAUAUUUACUGGAGAUGGACCGGUAUGUUUUAGUUAUAUCUUUUUGCCGAACUGAUGACGAGUCGCCGGAUGGUUUUAAAUGUUUGGAGCCACUAAAGCAGAUAUAUGGCAGACUCGUGGACAUCUCCACUCAGGAGUCAGAGAAGGUUUCUGUGUUUCCAGCUUGUUCUCUCAGUGGCAGCCCGUCAGCUCGGAGGUGGUACUUUGCUGUUCAGGCUUGUCACGGAGGUGCACAGUUUUGCACCUCUAAAUGGGAAGAGUUGAGCCUUCACAGAUGUGACGGUGAGGAGGAGAAACCCACUUCUUUGGAAGCUUGUUUGGGUUCUCUGAAGAACCAGGAGGCACUGGACCAAAAGGCUGAUGAGCUGACACUGACAGAGCUGAUGGAGGAGGCUGCAGAGGGACUGCAUGUGCUGUCAGACAAGCUUCCACCUCCAGGUAAAGCCUUGCUGGAUGUUCUGGUGCUGGGCUCUGCUGAGCAGUCCCCUCCUGUUAAAGACCUCCUGCCUCUGCUGGGAGCCGUCAAACACAUGUCCUCCUGGCAUGCUGCAAAGAUCAGUGUCAUCACACAGCACACACCUGGAUGGCAGAAAAUGGCGUCCUCCAUCAGCGCCGCUUUGGUCAAGCUGGCUGACUUGGACAGCUGUAUUGACUCCAAAGAAAUGUGGAGGGGAAGCCUGCUUGUCAGAGAGAAGAAGUGUGUGUCAGAACUCCGCUUUGAUGGUUUUUCUCUGCAUCAGAUAUCAGAGUCUGGUCUUUUGGAAGCUCCACACAUGACCACUGACCACAAACUGCAGCCUGAGGUCUUUCAUUACUAUGCGCCAGUUUUAGAUUUGGUUCAGCUGGUUAAUCUGUCAGACCUGCCAAGCUUCCUGAUCUCCAGCGCCCAGUUUGAACUAUGCCUGUCUGGGAUGUCUGUGAAAGCUAAACUUUUGUUGAACCAGCUGCGAUCACUGUGUGGAAAGGUCGGAGCUUUGUUCAGUCUGUCCUGUGUAAUCACUCCCAUUGCACAGCCUGCAGCCAGCCAACUCAGCUCCCAGCGCUGGAGAGAAUCUCUAUCUAGGAGACCAAAGUCUUUACCAGGAGCUGCUGCAGGCAACAUCCUCCACUCUCUGCCAUGUCUGCAAGGAGACUACAUGCUGAGGAGAGAGAGAAGAGUGAGCCAGGUUCAGAAACUGGCACUUCAAGAAUAUCUUAAAAAGAAAGGAGCAGCAUCGAUACCUGUCAGUGACUUGAAGGUCAUUCUGAAUCUGGCCAGGGAGAAUUAUCUGAAGAAGGCUGACUCCACUCUGCCCACUGCUGCUGCCUGUCUGACAGACAAUCAGCCCUCAAAAAGCUCAGGUUUUCAGAUGAUUUCUCAGCUGCCGUCUGACUGGCCUGAGAGAAGUGUCCUGCACAAUGUGGAAAACUUGCAGAAGAGACGCCAGAAGAGAAGAUUUGGUCUGUUAGGUCCAGGCUCUAGUGACAGUCUGCUGGGUCCUAAAGAUGGCCAGAGAGGCUCUUCUACUUUACUUGAUGCCAAAGAACUUCUGAAACACUUCACGUCUGAUGGUCUGCCUGCGGGGGAGCUACAGCCGCUGGCCAUUAACAGAGGUAACAAUGCCUUCCAGUUGUCACAAGACCUUUCUCCCAGGAGAGUCAGCAAACUGCCUUUCAGCAAAGCCUCAGCCUCCCAUUAUCACGGCAUAGAGUUCUGUCUGGAUAACCAGCGGUCUUUAGAUCGAGACCAGGCCUUUGUACGGCUCCAAUCUCGUCUGAUUCGGUAUGAGACCCAAACCACCUGCUCCAAGGAACCGUGCGCCCUCCCCUUUGCCCUCAGCCCCGCUCCCUCACCAGCUGUGAUGUCAGAACCAGGAAGCGUGCCUGAUGGCGAGACUCUGCAGAACAAUGAUGUAGCACGACUCAAGCGCAAGUCCUGGGAAGCAGACAUUGUUGGAGGCUAUCCUCACAAGAGGCUGGCAAAGUCCGAGAGCAGUGACUCCAUCUGUUCUCAGAGUAGCAGCAGCAGCGGGACACAUCCUGCCAUUAGGUCUCUACGACGACAACCAAGCAGGUCGCAGUCCACCUCCUCUGUAAACAGUUCCUCCUCUUCAGCCACAAGACCGACAUCAGGCUUGGCGACUCUCGCUUGUGUUGACAGACCUAAAUGUCAACAGCAGAAGACGCAUCAAGGACACAGCGAGGACAAACUUGCCAAAGAGUCACGCUCCCAGAAACAUAACAGGAUGUUGCAGGAGGUAGUAGCUAAAACACUCAAACACCAUGGGAUCACUGCUGAGCAUGAUUGCUUUGAGGCUUGCAGCAAAAGACUGUUUGAUAUCUCGAAAUUUUAUCUCAAGGAUCUGAGGACAUCUCGGGGUCUGCAUGAUGAGAUGAGGAAGGCAGCAAGCAGCAAUGUUAAGCAGGUCAUUGAUUGGGUAUUGGAGAAGACCUCAAAACAAUAAAGAUGAUAACAAAUCAGGAUCCCCUAUAGCAGCCUGUCGUUUUAAGCUUUUGUUUGUGCCUGGUUUUGUGCUCAUCCACCCUCAUAUACUCCUGCUGCUCCAGAGCCAAGAACAGAAAAACACUCAUAUCUACAUACACUCUGCUCCUCCUGCUGAGAAGCCCCAAGGGCUUUGGAUGCUGGCUUCAGGAUGAAGAUGUCUUUUCUCUGUAGCAGUUUUCUAACCCCCACUACUUAUUUUAUUCUAAAUUACUG
Messenger RNA from Pundamilia nyererei, 2826 nucleotides. It is a transcript of the gene mtbp, whose product is annotated as MDM2 binding protein. NCBI's taxonomy places the organism in Eukaryota, Metazoa, Chordata, Actinopteri, Cichliformes, Cichlidae. The record is from RefSeq and is a predicted model, not a curated record. Gene Ontology annotation, biological process: regulation of protein ubiquitination; traversing start control point of mitotic cell cycle; protein localization to kinetochore. Bases 143 to 2572 code for a protein of 809 amino acids. Gene Ontology annotation, cellular component: kinetochore. The transcript has 23 exons.